Cavia porcellus (domestic guinea pig) is the source of this 6642-nucleotide messenger RNA. RefSeq names its product solute carrier family 2 member 13 (gene Slc2a13). Lineage: Eukaryota; Metazoa; Chordata; Mammalia; Rodentia; Caviidae. The coding region runs from base 170 to 2107 and encodes 645 amino acids. Gene Ontology annotation, biological process: transmembrane transport; myo-inositol transport. Gene Ontology annotation, cellular component: apical plasma membrane. Gene Ontology annotation, molecular function: myo-inositol:proton symporter activity. The record is from RefSeq and is a predicted model, not a curated record. The transcript is spliced from 10 exons.
CCCCCGCCUCCCUCCCGCCAGCUCCGCAGCGCCAGCUCGGCAGGCGCGGGGCGAGAGGCUAGGGCGCCAGUGUGAGGCGGCAGCGCGGGGCGCAACUUUCUCCUCAGCCCGCGCGGGUCCCGCCAGUGGCGAGGCGGCGCACCUAGCCCGGCACCCGGGCCCUUGCCCUAUGUCCCGCAAGGCGAGCGCGAAUGCGGAGUACACGCUGCGGAGCCUGGGCAGCCUGAUGGGCGAGCGGCGCCGGAAGCAGCCGGAGCCCGACGCGGCGAGCAGCUCCGGGGAGCGCAGUCUGUUGGCGGCUGAGGCGGGCGCCGGCCUGGAGCGCGCGGGCGCGGGCGCGGGCGCCGACCUGGAACGCGCGGCGCGGCGCCAGUUCCAGCAGGAUGAGACCCCCGCCUUCGUAUACGUGGCCGCGGUGUUCUCGGCGCUCGGCGGCUUCCUGUUCGGCUACGACACCGGAGUGGUGUCUGGGGCUAUGCUGCUCCUCAAGCGGCAGCUCGGGCUGGACGCGCUGUGGCAGGAGCUGCUGGUGUCGGGCUCGGUGGGCGCGGCGGCUGUGGCGGCGCUGGCCGGCGGGGCCCUGAACGGCGUGUGCGGCCGCCGUGCCGCCAUCCUGCUGGCUAGCGCGCUCUUCGCCGCCGGCUCCGCCGUGCUGGCCGCCGCGGGCUCCAAGCAGGCGCUGCUGGCCGGCCGUCUGGUCGUGGGACUGGGCAUCGGCAUUGCUUCUAUGACAGUGCCAGUGUAUAUUGCAGAAGUCUCACCACCCAACUUAAGAGGCCGAUUAGUCACCAUUAACACCCUUUUCAUCACAGGAGGGCAGUUCUUUGCCAGUGUUGUUGACGGAGCCUUCAGUUAUCUCCAGAAGGAUGGAUGGAGGUACAUGUUGGGACUUGCAGCAAUCCCUGCAGUUAUACAGUUUUUUGGUUUUCUCUUCUUGCCUGAAAGUCCUCGAUGGCUUAUUCAAAAAGGACAGACUCAGAAGGCGCGUAGAAUUUUGUCUCAGAUGCGUGGUAACCAGACCAUUGACGAGGAGUAUGAUAGCAUCAAAAACAACAUUGAAGAAGAGGAAAAAGAGAUUGGCUCAGCUGGACCUGUGAUCUGCAGAAUGCUGACUUAUCCCCCAACUCGCCGAGCUUUAAUUGUGGGUUGUGGUCUACAAAUGUUCCAACAGCUCUCAGGCAUUAACACCAUCAUGUACUAUAGUGCAACCAUCCUACAGAUGUCUGGUGUGGAAGAUGACAGACUGGCGAUAUGGUUGGCUUCAGUGACAGCUUUCACAAACUUCAUUUUCACACUUGUGGGAGUGUGGCUUGUUGAGAAAGUGGGCCGUAGAAAACUUACCUUUGGUAGUUUAGCAGGUACCACUGUAGCACUUAUUAUUCUUGCCUUGGGAUUUCUACUCUCAGCCCAGGUUUCCCCACACAUCACUUUCAAGCCAGUGGCUCCAUCCGGUCAAAAUGCUACUUGCACAAGAUACAGUUACUGUAAUGAGUGCAUGUUGGAUCCAAACUGCGGUUUCUGCUACAAGAUGAACAAAUCAGCCGUCAUUGACUCCUCCUGUGUUCCAGUUAAUAAAGCAUCUACCACUGAGGCAGCCUGGGGCAGAUGUGAAAAUGAAACCAAGUUCAAAACAGACGAAGUAUUUUGGGCUUACAAUUUCUGCCCUACGCCGUACUCCUGGACUGCACUUCUGGGCCUUAUUUUGUAUCUUGUUUUCUUUGCACCUGGGAUGGGACCAAUGCCUUGGACUGUGAAUUCAGAAAUAUAUCCCCUCUGGGCAAGAAGUACAGGAAAUGCCUGUUCAUCUGGAAUAAACUGGAUUUUCAAUGUGUUGGUUUCACUGACAUUUUUGCACACAGCAGAAUACCUUACGUACUAUGGCGCCUUCUUCCUCUAUGCCGGAUUUGCAGCCGUGGGACUUCUUUUCGUCUAUGGCUGUCUUCCCGAAACCAAAGGGAAAAAGUUAGAGGAAAUCGAAUCGCUCUUUGACAAUAGGCUAUGUACAUGUGGCACUUCGGAUUCUGAUGAAGGAAGAUACAUCGAAUACAUCCGGGUUAAGGGAAGUAACUAUCAUCUGUCCGACAAUGAUGCUUCUGAUGUGGAAUAACGUAGUUACCUAGAUAAGUGUAGGACAGAGGUAGCAGCAGGAACCUUGCUGCCCUCCUCCUGAUGCAGUCCUUCUCAAGGCUCAUUCCAAAAGACUUCCAAUUUUAGAAUAUUUGACAAGAAAUGCAACCCUGACCAUUUUUUUUCAUAAAAAUGUAAAAAAAAAAUCGAACUUUUAAUCUAAUAAUUCGGAAGCAAGUCUGAAAUGAAUACUGUACCCAGUGACCUCAGUGGUACCCUUUUUUCCAAAAACAUACAUCAUUAGUGGCAAAAGGGACACUGCUAAUCUAGCCAAAAUUCUGUAUAUUAAGGAUUCUGCAAGUUGGUCCAAGGGUGUUUUAUGUCAAAACAAAGCCUAUUCACCUGAAUUUUUUCAAAUGGCUAGUAGCUUAUCUGUGGUCAGCUGAUAGAAAAUAAAUUCCAUUUCAGCUUUCAUCACCAAACUCAAAAGUAUGUUCUAAAAGAGCACGGCUGUCCUUAUCUCCUUUGGUUUCCACAUUUUGGCUUCUCUCUCCACUUCAGAUAUUAAAAGUUCUUCAGAGACUGACUGACUACUAGGAUCUUCUGAACAUUAUUGAAAGCAGGUCUUUUAGGGAUUAUUUUCAUACCUUCUUUGCAUCAGUGGUAAGUAUAUUUGCACAGAUAAGCUAGCAAGUUUUGAUAAGUAUAUUUUAUUGUCAAAGAAAGAAAAGAUUUUUAUAGAUCCCUAAUUCAUUAGCUGCUCAGAACUGCAGUUGUAAAUGCAAAAUAGUGCCAGGACUUUGUCUGUAUUUCAGGGUCAUUUUUUGUUUAUGACAAACUCGCAUCUUCAUUGGCUCUGGAGUCCUACUCUUUUGUGCCUUCAUUGGUGUUAUAUAAAUAGCUGCUAGCUAGCAUAUUAGUAUUCCCUUUUAAUCCAACAGUAAUUUCUGAAAUGAGAGAGGAAGGAAAUCAAUAGCAGAAAUAGCUCUGCUGUUCUCAAUGUUGUAUUAAAAUCAUGGACUUACUUUUCCUUUUUUUAUUAACUCUUGUGAAGGAAAUCAAAAAAUUUUAGUAAUUGUGUUUGUCUUUGUUUACUAUAACAACAUAAACUAAUUUUUAUUUUGCACAUCUUUUUUUCAUUUUCCCUGACAGUUUACCAAAAAUCAAAGACACUUACAUUUGUCUCAUCUUUUUCCGUUAGCCCAUGGUUGGCUUAGUUUUUGUCUAAAAAUUGAGAUUUUUCUUGGGAACACAUAAAUGGUUCUAAUGUCUAUAAUGCUGACUUACUGAAACGGCAUUUCCAUACUGUGUUUUCAAAGUGUUUUCUCCGGUUUCUGUGUUUGUGUGUCACUAAACACUUACUUAUUGCCCUUCUGUUAAGAACUUGCAGUACAUACAAAAUUACUUGCUCACAUUGCCAGUUUACUAAAAAUAUGAGUAAAUUGGUUAUGGCCAGUUAGGAAUAAACCUACUGGCAUACCAUGUUUGGGGUGAAAAUGUGGCUCUCGAUAAAUUCAAAAUAUUUCUGCCAGCCUCCAAGAUGUUUUGUUCUUCUUAAGUUUGGCUUGUUCAUGUCACAACCAGCAAGCUAAAAAUGUUGCUGAGGAAACUUACUCCCUCCCAGAAAUACUUAAAGCAGACACUUCAGUACCCUAAAAACCUUUCAACCAAAAAAAAAAAUCUCCAUUUAAUCAUUUCAUAUUAACAAAUUUAGUGUUUUAGAAAGUAGUUUUUCCUUGUAUUAGGUGCUUUGACAGUUGAUUUCCCCCAGAAAACCAAUCUAAUAGGAAAAUUAUUUGGUAUUUCUUAUCUGUAAGAAAUUUCUUAUCUGUGUAAUAUUUUAACAGAUAAAAUGAAAAUGAGCUAUUAUGUGAUAAAAUCACAUUAUGGGGGAGAAAAAUAUUUUGAGCAGUGUUCUCUUUAAAAAACUUUUUCUGAGUUGUUCAAAUAAAUGCCUCAAUUCUCUUAUUCUAUAUAUAGCCUUAAUUAUAUACUUACACUCAGCUGGGCUGGUGCACAGUAACUUUAUUAAAGGAGCAACUAAACAGUUUAUUUCCUAGAGCAAAACAUGGCUUGUUCUCCCUGACCUAACACAGUAUUUCCAACUUUAUAUCCGUAAAUGCACAUAGUACCAGGGAAGACCAGCCACAGUUCUCCUGCCCUUUUCCCUUCAGCCCCUUCUUUAAAAGACUUAUUUGUUAUUUAUAUAGUUAUAAUAAUAUCCCAUGUUUGAAGUAAAAGACAGAAAGGCACAGUAUAAGAAUUAUUUAUAACUUUUAAAAAUAAUUAUGUGAAAAGGAACAUUUGUAGUAUAUUAGAAAUUAAAGUUUAAAUAUUACAGUUUUUUUAUAUUAUACACCUUUUAUGUUUUCAGUGUUUUGGGCUACUAUAAACUUGAAAACAUCCCAUCUGAGAUAUUAUCAUAUAUAUAUAUAUUUUAUAAGACAAUUUGUAUUUGGUGUGAUUUGACCUGCCAUAUUACAACAGACACAGACCAAGUAUCAACUAAAAUAACAGGUUUCCUUCUAAACAUGCUGCAAAUUCAACAGAAGUAUAUUUUGUUUUAGGAAAAUAUAGUGAAAAAGCGUCAUGUGUGCUUCUGAGGCUUAGCUGGAUGGUCACCACUAAAAUUAAAGAUACCAUUUUUCCUACAUAUAAACAUAUAGUGCUGAAUGUGAUGUCAUAAGGCUUGCUGUUAAUAUUUUUCUUCUAUGUAAGCAUUGCUAAUAAUUUUGUUGCACCUUAUUCAUUAUCUAAAACACUUUUAUAUAUAGAAAGUCUGUGUAAGAUGGCUUCAUUUGAAAUUUUGUCCCCAGUCAUAUGUUAGUGGUUUGCUGAGAGAAAGUGUUACAGGAGUGAUGCUAAAGUCUUUUUCAUAAUUUACCACUGAUCUAGAUUUUAGUGCAGUCUAUUAAGUUACCAACUCUAAAAUAGAUUAUCAAAGCAAAGAAUUAUCAAAUUUUUACGGCAGUUUCAGUAUCUGAUAAACAGAAGGAUGAUUAGGAAAAACGUAACUUGUGAACUUACUCUUUGUUCUUUAAUGGCAAAGUAAAAUUGAAAUGUAUUCCACUAGUCCAUAGAUUCUAGAGGUAAGAAGAUGGAAUAUUUUAGAAAAUUCCACGUUACCUUAAAAACCCUCACAAUUUAAUUACUAAUUCAUUAAAUCUGUAAUAGAAGAGGAAGGUGGGAGAUUGUUGUGAUUUGAUAUAAUCAGCACCAUUAAGAAUGAUUAUAAUCAGAUUUUUGCACUAUUUUCUAUAAAUUAUUCUAACAUGAUUUUUUUCAGUUGUUGAAAUAAGUUUUCAGUUACUAGAUCUGGACUACUCUACCAACUAAAAAUAAAAGCAUUAGAUGGCACAACCAGCCUAGAAGCAGGAAAGUCAUAUUUGCUUUAGAGCAAAUGCUACUAAGUUGGGGUAAUUCACCCCUCAUAGGCCUGCUGCCUACUAAAAAAAAAAACUUCAAAAUUGUUCUCUGGCUUUUAGUGUCCUCUAUUCAGUCACUUUCUAACAGCCUUCGUAGCCUCAUGUACAUAAUGUUAAGCUAAUUUGAUAAAGUGGUUCAGAUCGUACCAACAUAUUAAUUGCCGUAUAUUCAGUUCUUCUGGGUGAGCAAUACUACUGCUAUUGUCCAGAAAUAAUCAUUCAAAUAUGCCAAACAGCUAACUGCUACCAACUCUUUCAUGUGUCUUUAAAGAAAGGUUUUGUGCCAAUAAUCAUCAGAGAAGUGUUUUGUAAGAGAGUCAACAUUCAGAAAUAUGUAAAGUAUCUUAGCCUUAUAAUUAGCUUGUAAGUUAUAAAAAUAUAAUUCUCAUAAAUCUUUACAUGUAUAAAAUACAGUCUGUUGUACUUAAGUAAUUUGGUCUACAAAAUACCUUUGUUUACCAGUAAUACCAGUAAUACUUUAGACAGCAUUUCAUGUCUUUGGUUCUGGCAUAUCAGCAUAAAAGAGAAAAAGAACAUGAUGUUAAAUAGCACUUAAAAUCAAAACCAAUAAUUCACAAAGUUUAAGAAUAUAAUAAAAUGUGACAUCAUUCCUUUCUCAUUUAAAGGUUAAAUAUCAGGGUUAAUUAGCUAAAGUACAAUUUUAUGUUCUGCACAUCCAAACUGUUUCCUAGCAGCUUUUGGACUGUAUCUCACUUGAUGUCAUAGUAUCUUUUAUUCUUUAUAAAUGUUAAAUUUCUAUUUAGAAGCUUUAAUGUACAUCUAGAUUAAAUCGAAAGUUUUAUGCUUUUUAAAAUAUAUGUAUUUUCAAACUGUAUUUUAAUUUCUGAAUGCAUGUUACAUAGUGUUUAAUACUUCACCUGUCUUGGCAAAUUUCAAUGUAUUUAUUCCCACAUACGAUAAUUUGGAUUCUCUCUUUAAAAUUGUGAAUAUGUACCAUUCCCUGAAAUCAUCCUAGCCUUUCUGUAUCAAAAGUAUUGUAUAUUUUAUGGAGAUUUAGUGAUAUACAUGUAAAUGUUUUUUAAGUUAUUUUAUUGUUCAAUCUUUACAUAAAAUUAAGAUUUUUUUAAAAAAAAGUGUCAGUGCCAGAACUGUAAAUGAAAAUAAUCAAAUAAAAGAUAAAAAAGAAGUA